CGGAGAGAAGCGGCGAGCGGGGUGCCGGGAGCGACGCGGGAGGGUCUGGAGGAGGCUGGGAGGCUGGGCUUACGGGUGGGCCCGGCGCACGGGGGCUGAGCCUCCACUCCCAUCCCCCAGCCCUCCCAGCCCUUCCCAACCGUGCCCAAGAUCGGGGCUGGAGCGGGCACGCACCAAAAUCAGGCGCCCUCCCUGGCUGGGUGACCCAGAGCCGCGCAGGCAGGGGGGCCAUCACCCGACUCUAGGUUCCCCUUCGCCUCUUCCGUGGGGACUGGCGAGGGGCAGCAUUGCUGACUCGAGAAGGGGGCUGGGAUCUUGGCGGUCCCGCAGGAUGGGAAGAAUUAAGGGCCCUUCCUGGCGGACCGACCACCCUGGGGACUGGAGCAUACCCUGGCAAGGGGUGAAAGCUAGUUUGCCAAAGAUUAUGCAAGCGCAUGAGGUGCCUAGGGACGUCGGCCCCCAGAGCCCCCGCUCCCCGCCCCGCUGAGCCACCUUCGAUCUUCCAGGACAAGGACUAGCUCCUCUGUAGUGGCCCUGUCCCUGCAUGCCUGGCUUUGUCAGAAAUCAGCCUCGUGAGCCUGGGGGAGGAGUGGGCAGUCCGGAUCCCAGAUGGCACUGUCCCUGAGGCCCCCUGGUGCCCCAGGGCUCCCAUUGCCUGACCCUGCUCAUGUCCAUCCACUCCAGCCAGUGCCUCGACUCAGCCCAGUGGGGCCUGUUUGGUUGGUUGCCAGGGACAGUGGGGACACCAGGUGUGACUGGUGGCUGUGCAUUCCAGAGCUUCCUGGAGAACAGCUCAGAGCUUCUCCAGGCCCAAACCUCACAUUAUAGGAGAGGAAGCUGGGGCUCCUUUCUCCCGCGCUGCCCACAUCUGGAGAUGGGCUCAGCUCUGUUCUCGGGCAUCCGAAGCUCCUGUCCUAGACCCCAAGAUGUUAACCCCAGGCCCAGAACUGGACGGGGGAAGCCUGUUCUCUCCCCCGCAUUCCUCUUCCCAGUGCCUGGGACCCAGCUCCCUGGGCCCAGAAUGCCUUUCCGCCGCCCAUGGCUGUUCCCCCAGGAAGGCACCAGACUGCGCCUCCCACACCUUGCCUCCUGCAGAACAUGGAACCAGAGCCCCAGCUGCUCCCCCCUGGGGCUUCCUCCACCAACUGCCACUGGUCUCUGCCUGGGAGAGGGUCCCAAUGGAGGGCACCAGGCAGCCUCCAUAGACAGAUCUCCCUGGCUGAACCUCGCCAAACCUAUUUUUCAGGCAGGAAAUGGGGAAAUAGCAGAUUUUGCAGGCUCGCUGUCAUCAGCGCUGAAUCAUACAGAGCGGGAAGCGCCCCUUGCCUCCGCAACACCGAAGCUGCUGGAGGCUGCUGGAGGCGGGUGCCCAGCGCCCAGCCGGCCCCUGAGUCCUCACGGCAGGAACGGAAAGUUCUGGAUGUGGGCUGGCUAAUAUUCCUGGUCACCAUGCCCCCCACCCCCAGCAUCACCACCAGCAAGGGCCAGUCUCUUGGCCUUCCUUUCUGUGUGGUCCUGAGAUCUGUCUAGAUUCCCCAGCCCGCCCAGCUGCAAGCCCCGCGGGCUGGGGGAGGGGUCUCAGCUCGGAGUGUGCACUGAGCGAGGUGGGCGGGAAUGGAGCAGGAGGACCCUCCAUGUGCUGGCUGUGUGGCUGCCGGAAGACAGCCCACCCCACCCCGCUGUCUAUCAAAUGGAGGGCAGCGUGGCUCCUACGGCCUGUGGCUCUGGUCCCUCCUUCCAAGGGGCAGCUGUGUCCCCCACCAAGCUGUUGUCUAAGCAGGACCCGUAUCUUUGGCUUUGUGAGAGCCCAGACCGGACACCCAUCUCCUCCGGAAUGAAGGUCUUCCUACCCGUGCUACUGGCUGCCCUGCUGGGUGUGGAGCGAGCCUGCUCCCUGGUGUGCUUCUCGUGCACGAAUCAGAACAGUAACUUCUACUGCCUGAAGCCGACCGUGUGCUCGGACUCGGACAACUACUGUGUCACGGUGUCCGCCUCUGCCGGCCUCGGGAAACUGGUGGACUUCGGCCAUACCCUGAACAAGGGCUGCUCCCCGAUCUGCCCCAGCCCCAGCGUCAACCUCGGCGUGGCGUCCAUCGGCACCCACUGCUGCCAGAGCUUCCUGUGUAACAUCAGCACGGCUGGCCGGGGGCUGCGCGCCAGCGCCGGGCUGCUGGGCCUCGGGCUCUUGCUCAGCCUGCUGUCCGCCCUGCAGCGGCUCGGGCCCUGACUCGUCCGCCCAGCAGCCGGCCCGGACUCCCCCAGCUCAGGAAGGAAGGCCAGGCCCCUCCCAGACCCUCCCAGACCAUACGGAAGCCUCUUCCUCCUACCCCUCGCCCCGCUCGAUCCCAGCCCCCGCUGCCCCGCUGCCCGUGGUGCUCAGGGUCUGGCCUGCCCCUGGCGCCUCCCCCUACCCGGAGAGGAGCCCGCAGCGCUCAACUCCCCAGGCGGCCAAGCGACCUUCCUCAGGGAACCUGGGAAGGGCUGAGGGCCGGAGGCCGAGGGUCCCGGAGUCAGGACUGAGACCUGGGGACACACUGGGAGGGGCACGUCUGUUCCCAGCUGGGUUGGGAGCUGUGCUUUGGCCGCUGCUUCCGAGAAGGCCUGUUGUCACCAUCCGAGGACGUUGUUGUCGCAGGGGACGGCCUAGCUCAGCAGCACGGACGGGGCCUGGGUGCACCCUGGGCAUGCGUGCGAGUGUGUGGGCGAGUCAGAGUUGGGGGGGGACGGGGUCAGGAGUCCAACGUAGGCCGCGGAGCACCCCGACCUCAACAACAAAGCUGCUUUUCUCUGGCCUUUCUGCAGCCCACAUUCACUCACUUUAAGGCUGGCCUUUUGGAAGAUGGGGUUUCAGUGCUUCAGGGUUUAGGCCACUGGACCCAGGAAUCCCGCCCCCCCCACUGACCUCCAGCUGCGGCCCCACCCUCUCCCUCCACCCCCACAUUGGAUUCUGCCUGCUGCUUUGGUGCCUCAAAUAAACACAUGUUCUCCACC
Molecule: messenger RNA, 2991 nt
Organism: Enhydra lutris kenyoni (northern sea otter)
Lineage: Eukaryota; Metazoa; Chordata; Mammalia; Carnivora; Mustelidae
Product: lymphocyte antigen 6 family member E
Exons: 3
Coding region: 1691-2227 (178 amino acids)
Molecular function (GO): acetylcholine receptor inhibitor activity
Source: RefSeq, a predicted model, not a curated record